GGUUGACCGGUUCAGAAUGCCGGGUAGCGACUGAGCUAACUGCGCGCUUGGUGUGUGGUUAAAAAGCUCCAUUUUUUAAAGUACAGUAGUACUGGUUAAUGCAGAAUAAACAGAAUGAAAGAAUAUCGUUGCAGAGCUUGAGCAGUCUUAUUAGUGAUUAUUUGAGUAGUUUCGCUCUAUGUUUGAGGAGUCUGACUUUCUUUUGUAUAUUGUGUUUGAUAAUGAUAAUAUAAAAGCUUUUUUUGCUUAGCUUUUGAUAUGUUAUAUGACGCAAGGGUGUUGUACAGUGACGCGGUGUUGUACAGUGAUAGAUACAAUAGGGAAAGCACUUUGAUCCAGUAACCAAUGGAAAACGAAACCGAACCGAUGCCUGUCCUAGAAUGCGAGUCUGAAGCUAGAGACAUCGUUACAAAUCAAAGUUUAGUUUCUCGACGUCCGGAGAACUUACCGGGCAAAGUAAUGUACCAACGGAGCCGCAGUAACCCUACGCUCCCGGAGAGGCCAAUGAAGAAUCGCUUAGAACGUCGCCGGAGCGCCGUAACGUUCCCGUCUACAUAUAGAACACUGUUUGCUCAAAUGAGAACUCGCUUGCCAACCACGGGGUCUAUUUCCUCCUGUGCAACGAACGAUGUGUGUUGUUCUCCACGUAAGCAUGAUGGGAAAGAUUGGUCUACUUUGGUGAAUUGUCUUACCCACAAGAAAGAAGAAGGGAAGAGACUGUCUCCGACUGAAAUUCGGAUUCGAAAGAGUCUGGAAAAAGCCAUCCAGAAAGCCGGUUACAACAUGAACGAGUUGGUCAUCUCAACUAGCGGUGCUAUGUCCCCAGUUGCUCAACGGAGGACAGAACCGAAAGCGGAACUAGACUGGACAGAAAACGCUUUACCUAACGAUCACAUUUGGGCACCUACAAACGCAUCUGGCGACCUCUGCUACGUGGGCGAACAAACAUGCUUGAAAUCUGGACCAAGAAAGAAAUGCUCCGCGUGCCAUAUAGUUGUUCACGACCAGUGUAUGCCUCUGCUUGAACGCAUUGGGUUCCAGUGCAAAGUUACGUUUCGUGAAUCCACUUCUAGAAGUAUGCGGGAGAACCUCACAGUUCACCAUCAUUGGGUGCAUAGAAGAAAACAGGAAGGAAAAUGUAAACAAUGUUCUAAGUCGUUUGACAAGAGAUUUGGAUUUCGAGAUACAAAGAUUAUUGCAAUUAGUUGUUCUUGGUGUAAAGAAGCUUUCCACAAUAAAGUCAGCUGCUUUCAAAUCCACAAAAUCAAUGAACCUUGUGGUCUUGGUAUGUUUUUCCGAAGCAUUGUGCCUCCUACAUGGAUAGUAAAGGCCUCGACUAAACAGAAGUCCAUACGCAACCGCUCUAAAAAGAAGCGUGGAUCCACAGGAAAUUGGAGGAAGAAGUCUUCUAAAGAAUUAAAACAACGAACGUUUGUUGUUCGACCACCCUCUCAACAAUCAGCUUUCAUUACUCCAAUACUUGUAUUUAUCAACCCCAAAAGUGGUGGAAAUCAGGGUGCAAAGUUGAUGCAAUCAUUCCAAUGGGUAAUGAAUCCAAGGCAAGUUGUGGAUUUGACCAAGGGGGGACCACAAGAGGCAUUGGAAUUGUAUAAGAAAGUUCCAAACCUGCGAAUACUUGCUUGUGGUGGUGAUGGUACAGUAGGAUGGAUUCUAUCUGUGUUAGAUAAACUAGGCAUCUCCAGACCUCCACCAGUUGCUAUAUUACCACUUGGCACCGGUAAUGACUUGUCAAGGACACUUAACUUUGGCCCUGGAUAUACAGAUGAAUCGAUUCAGAAGAUCAUACAAGGAGUGGAGGAAGGAAGAGUUGUGAAGCUGGAUCGAUGGAAGCUUCAUGUGGAGAGGAAUGAAUGUGAACAACGAAUAAAUGAGGAAGAGAUACCAUGCGAGGAAAGCAAAGCAACGGACAAACCACCGUUAGAUGUUGUAAACAACUACUUCAGUAUUGGAUCCGAUGCAAAAGUUUCAUUAAAUUUUCACGAAUCACGAGAGGCAAAACCAAACAAGUUCAACAGUCGAAUUGGAAACAAAAUAUUCUAUGCAAAAGCUGGUGUGUCAGAAUAUUUAACGAGGCAGUCUAAGGAUAUGUUUAAACAUAUCACUGUUGUUUGCGAUGGAAAGGACAUAACUCCAAAGAUUCGGGAGCUGAAGCCAGUAUGUAUGCUCUUCCUCAAUAUUAACCGCUACAGUUCGGGCACCACACCAUGGGGCCAUCCUACUGGGACAGAGUUUCAAGCACAACGACAUGAUGAUAAAUUAAUUGAAGUUCUGGCGUUUAGCCUUAACCAACUGGGCAUGUUAUUUGUUGGAGGACAUGGGGAACGUUUAUGCCAAUGCAAGUCAGCUUAUAUUAAAACUGAUAAGACUUUACCAAUUCAAAUAGAUGGAGAACCUUGCAGGUUAAACCCUUCAAAUAUUCGUAUUGAGUUUUUCAACCAAGCCAGUAUGGUUUAUAAAACAAAGCGGAGACCUUCAGUUAACCCUGAGCAUCAACAAAUCAAGAUUCGAGUGAAUGCUGUAAGUUCUGCACAGUAUGAUGAAUACAGUGGCAGGACUGACAAACUUUGCAACAUAGCCACUCCACGGUUGGUGACAAUUGUCUCAAACAACUCCACAUUAAGCAGCGUCAGAAGUUCAUGGGAGGCUGUGAACCCAUGCGAGCGUGGGCCUGGUGUAGCCUCAGAAAAAUGGAUGUUUUUGGAUGCGAGUCGACCGGAUAAAUUAUAUUUGAUCGACCGAACCCAAGAAAACCUUCAUCUAAUAUGUGACGUGAUUACCACUGAUCGUGAGAUUUAUCUCAUGGAUAUGACGGAAAGCAAAACGAAUACCGCCACUCAUAGUCAAGUAACAUCAGCACAACGGUUGCGUGGUGGUCAAGCUGAUAGAAGAUCUGUUCAGUUUCGAUCUCGUAUUCAUAGUGAUUCUGGUGUUGUAAGAGGUUCAAUAGAUUCUGUAGCCAGCGACAUGUCCCAGUCAUUGCAAGAUGUACGAUCCUCCACUAAUGAUGCAAACGAUUCCGAAACAUUGGACUCUCGAUCCCUGGAUGUUGUAUUCGAGAGCAAUUUUGAGGAUGCAGAGAAACCAAAACCUCAUCAUCUAGACAAGUCAUCCUCAGAAGAAAAAGUGAGGAUAGAUCCAGAGGAAGACUUGACUCUUGAGGAUUUAGAGGAAAUUACGAACCUCGGCGAAGAUGGCUUAACAAUGCCACCUUGUGGGAGUAAUGUGGCCAAAGUAGACUCAGAGCAGCCGAACUCUAACAACUCAUCCCCGUUAAUACGUCAGGUUGCACAGUGUGAGACUGACUCCUCCUACUCAACGUCGAGCAACGAAUAUCUGAUCACGGACGACAACAUCGAUACGACAGUGGCUCGACAUAAAUCAGUGAUGACUCAGCGAUCUGGGCCCCGGAAGAAACUGCUUCGUCCGUGUCACUCCAACCCGCCACCUAAUGGUGGGGUUUUGCUCGGAGAUUUUAUAAAUCAAAGAGAUGGUAGCCCUAAAGGGAAAGUCCCCAUUAGGAGAAGCUCUAGUUCUGGUUCAAAAAGGGAAGAAACGUCAUCAACAGAAAACCCCGUUCUUCUGAGUAAUUUUGUUAAGGGUUUAAGAUUCAACAACAACCAAUCGAAUAAUAUCUUAUCCAACCCAGACUUAUCUCAAAUGUGGAGUAAGAUGUUUAUGGAUGCGUCCAAGCGUGGCGACGUAAAGAAGAUGUGCUUGGCGUACGAGCAUGGGGCGGAUUUAUUCAUCCGUGACCACGAUGGGAGCACCGCGUUACAUCACGCAGCGAGGUUCUCACAUUUACAAGUCGUGCAGUUCAUGAUUGAACAUGGUAAAACUAAAGUUGUGAACCUACUGGAUAAUGAUCGUAAACAAACUGCCCUCCAUAAAGCAGCUUGGUAUGGUAGGCUGGAUAUUUGCAGGGAACUUGUAGAAGCCGGUGCUUCACUUGCUUUUACUGAUUAUAAGGGCAAAACAGCUAUAGACCGCGCGAAACAAUCUGAUAGUCCCGAUCUUGUCCAGUAUUUAACCAACGCACAUCACACGGCAAAUGCUCUUAACAACUGCCUUGAAACAGACCUGUAGCGCCAUCUUGCCCCAACAGGGCGUCCCGGAAUUUCCGCCGAUUGACAAUCUAAACCCCCCACCUGCACCACACCUGCACUUAACUUUACUUUCUGUAGCCCAGAGUCUUGCUAAGCUCAAUGAUUCAUAUUUGGCAGAGGGUUUUACUUCUUUUUAUUUUUAAUCGCUUAGAGAUUAAUUCGGCGGCUCCCCGAUACGUCAUAAUCAUUACCUAAUCUCUGUGUUAAAUGCUAGCCAUAGCAAUGACAUACAGCAGUAUUUUGGCCGUUAGAGAUUUGCGGGGAAGAUUACCAUCUACCUGAUGCUCGCAGUCGCCACCAAGCGGUUACAUAAACAUUCCUAAUUGUGACUUCACAGCAGCCACUGUCUGGAUAUCGUAUAAAUACGACGUCCUUUGCGUUCCGAGAUCCAUUCCGUUCAUUUUUUACACUGUAACUGUUCUAAUCUUCAAUUCUGGCACGAAACUUCCUACAAAACGCAUU
Molecule: messenger RNA, 4586 nt
Organism: Ciona intestinalis (vase tunicate)
Lineage: Eukaryota; Metazoa; Chordata; Ascidiacea; Phlebobranchia; Cionidae
Source: RefSeq, a predicted model, not a curated record